Molecule: messenger RNA, 1551 nt
Organism: Anthostomella pinea
Lineage: Eukaryota; Fungi; Ascomycota; Sordariomycetes; Xylariales; Xylariaceae
Source: the annotation of a GenBank genome assembly
AUGGCGUCCUCCUUCCUCGAGCGAGCUUCGUCCAACUCGCGCGUCCAGCUCGCAGCGACAGCCAUUGUGUCCGGCGCCGUAGCUGCCAGCGCAGUCCUCGGAUACCAGCGCCUGCGCCGGGAAGAGCGCAUCCACGAGCUGAAGGAUUCGAUACCGUCACAGGAUGACGAGGGCGAGGAAGCUCUACGACGGCUCAACAGCUUCGGCGGCUCGUCCUCGAACGCCGACAAGGAAGACCUGCGCAACGAGAUCCUGGCGCGUCGCGCCCAGGCCGGCGACUACGACGACGAGCUCAUACUGGAGCAGCUGGCGCGCAACCGCGUGUUCCUGACGCCCGCGGGCCUCGACAAGCUGCGCUCUGCCUUCGUCGUCGUCGUGGGGUGCGGCGGCGUGGGCUCGCACUGCGCGGCCGCCCUGGCGCGGUCGGGCGUCUCGCGCAUCCGCCUCGUCGACUUCGACCAGGUGACGCUGAGCUCGCUGAACCGCCACGCCGUCGCCACGCUCGCCGACGUCGGCAUCCCCAAGGUCCAGUGCCUGCGCCGGCGCCUGCUGGCCGUCGUGCCCUGGGUGCGCUUCGACCUGCGCCAGGAGAAGUACUGGGACGAGGCCGCGGACCGCCUGCUGGAGCCGUGGAAGGACGACGACGACGACGACGGGCGGAAGCCGGAUUAUGUGGUGGAUGCCAUCGACAAUAUCGACACCAAGGUAUCGCUGCUGAAGUACUGCCACGAUCACGACCUGCCGGUCAUAUCGGCCAUGGGCGCCGGGUGCAAGAGCGAUCCCACGCGCAUUAUCGUGGGCGAUAUCGGGACGGGCACAGACGACAGGCUGUCGCGGUCCACGCGCCGGAGGUUGAAACUCCUGGGGAUCACUAAGGGGAUACCUACGGUGUACUCUACGGAGAAGACGGGCGAGGGCAAGGCGGAGCUGUUACCACUGCCCGAGGAUGAGUUCCAGAAGGGCCAGGUUGGCGAUCUCGGUGUCCUGCCGGAUUUCCGCGUACGGAUAUUGCCGGUCUUGGGAACGAUGCCUGCCGUGUUUGGGUACACGGUCGCAAACCAUGUCAUACUCUCCAUCACCGGAUACCCCCACGACUACCUACCCGCCAAAGGCCGCGAGAAGGUGUACGAAGGCCUCGUAGCCGCCGUGCAAGGAAACGAAGAGAAGCUCCUGCGGUACAUGACCGGCGGCGACCCCAGCAUCACCGUCGGCCUGAAGGUCCCCGUCACGACGAGCGACAUGGCCUUCCUAGCCGAGGAGAUCUUCAAGGGUCAGAGCGCCAUCACGGGGCUCACGACCCGCCUGACGGUGCUUCGGUGGCGGAAACCGACCGCCUCGACGCUGGUCAGGAUCGGCGAGCCGCCCGACGAGCAGAAGUCGUCGAACGUGAAGUUGGAGGAUCUUGUGAUCAUGACCAAGGAGGAGGGCCUGAGGCAUGAUAAGGAGGUGCUACGUGGGGAUAAGAGGCCUGAGGAUUUGUACGAUGCUAAGACUGUGGAGAAAGUCGAGGCGCUGCUUAGAGAGACUGCCAAGUACGAGAAAUAUAGGUAG